This is a messenger RNA of Juglans microcarpa x Juglans regia, 1527 nucleotides long. Its product is annotated as zinc finger protein GIS2-like. The record is from RefSeq and is a predicted model, not a curated record. Bases 530 to 1282 code for a protein of 250 amino acids. Lineage: Eukaryota; Viridiplantae; Streptophyta; Magnoliopsida; Fagales; Juglandaceae. The transcript has 4 exons. Gene Ontology annotation, molecular function: zinc ion binding; nucleic acid binding.
CUCAUUUUCCCCUUUUCAUCUUCUCUCAACCCUAGCCUCCAAACGCCGUCAGCCCACUGGUGGCCUCCGUCGCAUCUCAGCCCUAACUGUUACAAGAACCCACCGUCCUUGGAGAGGUCGGUCUAAGUUAUUUGAGGCUAUCUGAUUUCUGAUAUCUCCGUGAGCUAUUUGCCAUAUCGGGAUUGGUGUUGGAUUGGGAAGGUUGACUGUUUGCAAGGGAUGCUUGAAUUUCUAAUGAAGGGUGUAGUUGAGGAACUGGGUUCUCAAUGUUUGGGUGCUGCAUGCAGUGGUGUUCGUUGCAAUGAGAUCGUUCUUAUUGAAAUUAUAUGUUACUUGCUGUUGGGGUUUGGUGUGGUUUGGUGUUUACUAUUUUGGAGCUGAAAGUAAGGGGUUUGGUAUGGACACAUGGAUAUGAUCUUGGGUGCGUGGUUGUUAUGUGGACAGGGAGGAAGCGGCGGCUGUGUGGUGUUGUGGUGGUGGAAUUUCGGCAGUUCAGUGGUGGUAGGUGGUGUUAGGGAGAAUAUUAAAUAUGAGUUCAGGCAGCCAGAGCAGAAGCAGGAGCAGGAGCAGGAGCCCAUUGGAUCGUAAGAUCCGUUCUGAUCGCUUUUCCUAUCGUGAUGCACCUUACAGGAGAGAUUCACGUCGGGGUUUCAGCCGUGACAAUCUGUGUAAGAAUUGCAAACGUCCAGGUCACUUUGCUAGAGAAUGCCCUAAUGUGGCAAUUUGUCACAAUUGUGGCCUACCUGGGCAUAUUGCUUCAGAAUGCACUACAAAGUCACUAUGUUGGAACUGCCGAGAACCUGGCCACAUGGCCAGCAGUUGUCCAAAUGAGGGCAUCUGCCACACCUGUGGUAAGGCUGGACAUCGUGCUAGAGAGUGCACAGCUCCUGCACUACCCCCUGGGGACUUGAGGCUUUGCAACAACUGUUAUAAGCAGGGUCAUAUUGCAGCUGACUGUACAAAUGAGAAGGCAUGCAACAAUUGUAGGAAGACAGGUCACUUGGCACGCGAUUGCCCAAAUGAUCCCAUCUGCAACUUGUGCAAUGUAGCAGGGCAUGUGGCUAGACAGUGUCCGAAAUCCAAUAUUAUUGGCGAGCGCGGUGGUAGUGUUCGCAGUGGUGGUUACCGUGAUGUUGUAUGCAGGAACUGCCAGCAGCUGGGCCAUAUGAGCAGGGAUUGCAUGGGCCCCUUGAUGAUCUGUCACAACUGUGGUGGACGUGGACAUCUGGCAUAUGAGUGCCCGUCUGGCAGGUUUAUGGAUCGCUAUCCCAGGAGAUACUGAUGGACGACACUGAUCAUGUCCGGGCAAUAUUUUGUUUAUUAUGCUUUUACCUUUGCUUUGGAGCAACUGAAGGUUGGAAUUUAAUAGAUUACAAGGAGUGGAUUUGGAACUUCAUUUGGUAGGGAUGUGAUGAUAUUAAUGAGGAGCAUUUUAUUUUUAUUCCAUACCACUUACCAGGUAUGACUGUGCUUGUGUUUGGAUCGGAUUUUGCUGUUAAUAAAAACUGUAUGCCAAUUAUGUGACCA